CUGAGCCCUUUUUUAUUCCUAACGCUUGUCUUCUGGGACCUGCUCCUUCAAUAAACUAAAGGAAUUGACAGAUACUCUGAUACAGUGACACCCAUUUAAAAUUAGGGCGCCUGGCAGCACCGCGUAGACCUCGUUUGCCAUCGACAUACAUUGUCAGGCAGGUGUAAAUUGCCCCUGGGCGUCGACUGACCAGUGAGCAUCCACUCAUCCUUUCUACGCUCUUGCUAGCUAGCUGUAGCCGAGAGGCAGGGCGCCGUCGGAGGGACAAACACACACACGAUGUCGGGGUACCAGGGAAAAAAGAACAUUCCUCGAAUCACUAGUGAUCGUCUCCUUAUCAAAGGGGCAAAGAUAGUGAAUGAUGAUCAGUCCUUCAUGGCUGAUAUCUACAUGGAGGAUGGAGUCAUCAAGCAAAUCGGCGACAACCUAAUUGUUCCCGGUGGAGUUAAGAUCAUAGAAGCUCAGGGAAGAAUGGUGAUGCCUGGAGGCAUUGACGUGCACACCCGAUUCCAGAUGCCCGAUCGAGGCAUGGUGGCGGCAGAUGACUUCUACCAGGGCACUAGGGCUGCUCUGGCGGGCGGCACCACCAUGAUUAUCGACCACGUGGUGCCAGAGCCUGGCGUAAGCUUGGUCGCAGCUUUCAAGCAAUGGAGGGAAUGGGCCGACAGCAAAUCCUGCUGUGACUAUUCUCUCCACGUGGACCUCACUGACUGGAACAAAGGCACUCAGGAGGAGAUGGAGACCUUGGUCAAGGAGCAUGGUGUCAACUCUUUCCUGGUCUAUUUGGCCUAUAAGGAUGUUUUCCAACUUUCUGACUCUCAGAUUUACGAGGUGUUGAGCGCCAUCAGAGACCUUGGUGCCAUCGCUCAAGUGCAUGCUGAGAAUGGAGACAUAAUUGCUGAGGAGCAGAGACGUAUUCUGGAGCUGGGUAUCACUGGACCUGAGGGUCAUGUACUGAGCCGCCCAGAAGAGGUGGAAGCAGAAGCAGUCAAUCGCUCCAUCACCAUAGCCAAUCAGACAAAUUGUCCUGUCUACAUCACCAAAGUGAUGAGCAAGAGUGCUGCUGAUGUCAUCGCUAUGGCCAGGAAAAAGGGUUCUGUGGUUUUUGGAGAGCCCAUCUCGGCCAGCUUAGGCACAGACGGAACCCAUUACUGGAGCAAGAACUGGGCCAAGGCUGCGGCCUUUGUCACCUCUCCACCACUGAGUCCUGAUCCCACUACCCCUGAUUACCUCAGCUCUCUUUUGUCAUGUGGGGACCUUCAGGUGACCGGCAGCGCUCACUGUACUUUUCUGACAUCUCAGCGUGCGGUCGGCAAAGAUAACUUCACCCUAAUCCCAGAGGGCACUAAUGGUACCGAGGAGAGGAUGUCCCUAGUCUGGGACAAAUGUGUGGUGACUGGAAAGAUGGAUGAGAAUCAGUUUGUGGCAGUGACCAGCACAAAUGCGGCCAAGAUCUUCAACCUCUUUCCUCGCAAGGGCCGCAUCGCUGUGGGCUCUGAUGCUGAUCUCGUUUUGUGGGACCCAGAUGUCACUAAGAUCAUCUCAGCCAAGAACCACAAUCUGGCUGUGGAGUACAACAUCUUUGAGGGCGUUGAGGUGCGUGGAGGUCCUCUGGUGGUCAUCAGCCAAGGUAAAGUAGUGCUGGAGGAAGGCAGCCUUCACACCACGGAAGGCUGCGGUCGCUACAUCAGCCGUAAAGCCUUUGCGGACCACGUCUACAAGAAGAUAAAGGCCCGUAGCAGGCUGACAGAGUUACGAGGUGUCCCCCGGGGUCAGUACGAUGGGCCGGUGUGUGAGGUGACCAUUACUCCCAAGGUUCUGUCAUCAGUCACUUUGGCGAAGACUUCUCCUACCAAGCAGCAGGAGCAGCAACAAUUUAUUCACCAGCCCAUGCGCAACCUCCACCAGUCUGGCUUCAGUCUGUCUGGGGCGCAAAUCGAUGACAACAUCCCCCGCCGCAACACCCAGCGCAUUGUGGCCCCCCCUGGAGGAAAAGCCAACAUCACCAGUCUUGGAUAAGAUGUUUUUGGAAGUCCCGUCACACCUGACUCCAUUUUUCCAUUUUCACUCACAUGGUACAUAAAAAGGAAGGCACUAUUUCAUUUUAUCUGAUUUAAUUAGGAAUUUAUAGACAGCGUUUUGCUGAGGUGUAAAGAAAGCCCAGUCAAGCUAGAUGAUGAAACCUUUUAAGCUUUUGAAAUGUAUCAUUCAUUGAAGCACUCACUUGUAACAGCUUCGGACAUUUUAGCAGCAGUCUGCAGUUUUUCCCCCCACCAGAGAAAUGUGCGAGCAAAUGCUAUUCAACCAAAAGUCAGUCCUUUCUUUUAUUGUCAUUUUACUGUCACUGCAGAAGAGUCUAAUUCUUAUCACCUCGGUCUUCCUGUUGUGUUAUAGUUGCACUUUCUAUUUUCUUAAUCAUGUCUUUCUUUUUGAUGUCUUUUCUUAAUGCUGUGACUGCACUAAAAAGAAGAAAUAAGGGUAUUUUAUGGUUAAACUUCAACUUCACCUUAUAUUUGGAAACUGCACCCCCAGUUUCCUUUAAUUUCUUCUGUGUUUGUCCUUUUUGUCAAACUUGUAAUAUGAAUAAGGCCGCUGUAUAUUGUGAAAGACACAAACGCUACAAAUUGCGAGAGGAGGCGGGCUGUUGGCGUCCUUGCAUUUGGUGCUAAAUGAGCAAAGCUAGUUGAGACAGACAAUGUUAACUGUGUGCAUGCAUCCAAACUGCAGUUGUGUAUGCUUUGUGAGACACAAUUUGUUUUGCACCUGCAACAAUCAAUGGAUACACGUGUAUGUGAGCUAAAGGUAUAUGUCCUCCCGAAAUAUUGUGUGUUGCGUGAGAUCUUGAUAGCACAAUGUAUCUAUGAAGGCUCUUUAAGACCUGAUGGACAAUGCGUUGCUAUGUAUAGGAGAUGUCUCACAGCGUACUGAUGUGUCCCACUGCUCUUUGUGUUUAGUGUUGUGUGACCCAAGUACCAGAAAACCAGUGCUCCUUUUUCUUACCUUUUAUUGUCACUAGUGUGAACCUGAGCCAAGUUAAGUGUACACCUCCAGGCUAUUCAUGUGAAGUGGUUUACAUUUGAGAGGUUUUCUUGGAUAUUGGUUGUUGCUGUUGUUGUCCCACCUACUGUUGUGAUCAAAAUUAUUCAACCCCCACACAAUUUUGGUGUUUUAGCAAGUUGGACAUUUAUUCCGUAUUUUGUUUAUAGUCAUAUCAAAUAAAGAUGUGUCAAAUAGACAAAUGCAACUUAAAUUGUAACACUGUAUUUUACAAAAUACCAAAAAAGGACACUUUUCUUAAUAUCUCAUUGACAAAAUGAUUCAACCCCCUAGUUACAUGCAUCUUUAGUACUUAGUAGAACACCCUUUGGCAGUAAUUACAACCUUCAAACGUGAUACAUAACCAGACACAAGCUUCUUGCAACGAUCUACAGGUAUUUUAGCCCAUUCCUCUUGGGCAAAGGCCUCCAGUUCAUUCAUAUUCUUGGGCUUGCGUGCUGCAACUGCCUUCUUCAAGUCCCACCGCAGCUUUUCUAUAGGAUUUAGGUCUGGCGACUGUGAAGGCCACUCCAGAGUCUUCCAGCCCUUCUUCUGCAACCACUCUGAUGUUGAUUUGGAGGUAUCCUUGGGAUCGUUGUCCUGUUGGAAGGUCCAACGUCUCCCAAGCCUCAGCUUCGUCACUGACUUCAUGACAUUUCCAGCUAAUAUAUCCUGGUAGGGAAUAGGAUUCAUAAUGCCUUGAACGCGCUGGAGAUUCCCGGUACCUGAGGCAGAGAAACAGCCCCAGAGCAUGAUUGACCCCCCACCAUGCUUAACAGUAGGCAAGGUGUUCUUCUCUUUGUAAGCUUCAUUUUUUCUCCUCCAGACAUAAUGUUGAUUCAUAGGCCCAAAGAGUUCCACUUUUGUCUCAUCACUCCAUAGAACAGUUUCCCAAAACCUUUGGGGUUUGGCCAGAUGAUUUUUGGCUUACUGGAGUCUAUUUUUCUUGUGCCUGGUAGUCAGAAGUGGGGUGCGCCUGGGCGUUCUGGCAUGGAGGCCUUCAUCUCGUAGUGCGCGCCUUAUUGUCUGGGACGAAACCUGCGUUCCCCCCUCUGCAAUGUCCCGUUGUAGUUCCUCAGCUGUUACCCGGGGGUUUUUCACCACUGUACGCACACAGCAUCCUCUUUCUACCACGCCCAGGUAGUGUUUCCACUGUGCCUUUAGCUUUAAACUUGCGAAUUAUUUAUGCUCCCAACUGUGUCUCUUGGAAUGUGUAAUGUCUUUGCUAUUUUCUUAUAUCCAUAUCCUUUCUUAUGAAGAGAAAUUAUCUCCUCUCUUGACUUCUUUGACCACUCCCUGGACUUCACCAUGUUACAAAUACAACAUUGACCAUCUACAAGAAGCUGAGCGUCUCAGUCUUUUUCAAUCAGUUUAAUUGUUGCUCAUUAUGGUUCUGAUCACAUCUACAGGUGUUUUCAACACCUGAUUGAAAAGACCCUAUUCAAAUUCUGUUCUUAAGAGAUAGGAUCUUCAAGGGGUUGAAUAAUUUUGUCAAUGAGAUAUUUAAAAAAAAGUCAUUUUUUGGUAUUUUGUAAAAUACAGUGUUACAAUUUAAGUUGCAUUUGUCUAUUUGACACAUCUUUAUUUGAUAUGACUAUAAAGAAAAUACGGAAUAAAUGUCCAACUUGCUAAAACACCUAAAUUGUGUGGGGGUUGAAUAAUUUUGAUCACAACUGUAGUGUGAUACUCAGUCAUGUAUAUUUUAUAGUUUAUGUCAGGGUUUGACCAGACACUAAUCGAUAAUCCUGUCAGCAUUUUAAUUUCUGCGGAGUAAAAUCGUACAAAUAAAACCUGGGAUUCACUCUUUUCUUUGUCAUUUAUAGUAUGAGCACGUGUGCGGUAGAAAAAGCUUUGGGGCAUCAUUCAUCUACAGCAGGGGUGUCCAACUCAUUAUAGAUCGGGGCCACAUGGAGAAAAAUCUACUCCCAACUGGUAAGAUCACAACACAAUAACUGAACAAUAAAGACAACUUCAGAUUUUUUUCUUUGUUAAAAAUAGAACUAACACAUUCUGAAAAUUUACAAAUCAUGUUAUUUUCACACUUACAUGUUGUGGUUAGUUGUAUUCUACAUUUUAGUUGUUGUUAUUUAUACUUUCUGAAUAAAUGAUGUGAUAAUGUUCAUCAGUCAACUGAUUGGUGUUGUUUACUUUCAAUCUAUCAAGAUAAAAAAAUGAUACGAAAAACGAAAUUACAGAAUUUUAUUUAUGUAGUUUGCUCAUUUUCCUCGACUUGUCCACUAAAAUCAUGUGGGGUUUUUUUGUUUUAUUUUUACAUAUGUAGCAUAAUCUACAAAGAUACAAAGAAUUGCUCUUGUGACAUCUAGUGGACAAAUUUAAAACAGGUUUCUUUCAUUCAAAAAUUUCAGCUCAUUUUCAUAUUUGGCAAAGUCGUCCCGAAGGCUGGAUAAAACCUGUUCGCGGGCCGGUACGUUUGAUACCCUUGAUCUGCAGCAAUGAAUGCAAAAACCAAAAAUGUCCAUUAGGGAUAAGCCUAAUGUUCAAUUUCUCCAUCAUUAAAAUUAUUGUGUGGUUUGACAAUAAUUUAGUGGGUAUUUCGUUUCGUAACAAAAUUUUAAAAAACUAUUCAAAUCAUUUAAUUAUAAUCAUUGUAUAAAUUAUUGUGAAGUUUGCACUCACAAGUCAAUAUUCCAGUGAUCAGUUUGGAGCAAAGUAAACGAUUCUACCCAAUUGGUGAGGUUGGAAAUAUUUUCAUUCCCAAAACUUUGUCCUUAUAUAUAUUGUAGUACAAUAUCUGAAGUACACAUUCCUAGAAAAAAAGCAGUCAACUUUUAUUUUGUAUUUUCAGAAUAUUUGGGAAUGUUUUUUUCCUCUCCCCAAAUGUCAUUACCAAAACAUAGCAUUCGAUUAUGAAUAAAAAUAUAAUGUUAACAUGUCAAUACUAUUUUAAUUGCCUUGUGUAAAAGUUGUUCUUUAUUUAUUAGGCUUUUUCACAAUAAAAUUCUUAUAAAAUGAUUUAACAAAUUUCUUAAUUCAAUUUAUAAAAUUGUUCAAAAGUCAUGUGCAAUCUUUCUAAAACGUACAACACUGAUCAGGUUGAUUUCAGAGUUCGUGAUUUAUGAAAUUAAACAUACAUUUAAUCAAUCAGUUUAAUAUUUUAACUGAAAAUUUAAUACAAUUUCUUUUUUUCUAAACACCGAGUGUUUCGGUAAUGUAUUUUGUUUGGAAACUUGUAUCAUAUUGCCCCAAUCUUAUUGCUUAAUAUCAACUCAUAACGUGCUUGCUGUUGGAAAUAUGACAAACACCUGUGUUUUGUCGUCAAUAAAAUAUAUUUUUUUAGCUAAUUCUGCCCAAAGCUAAAUAAUGCAAUUACAUCUUUGAAGUGCUGUAUUCUCAUUAAAACAUUGUAUUUUGCUUAAAUGAUGAAAAAAGUUUACACAAUUGAAGAGAAUAGGCUAUAAGUUCAGUAGUGACAAUUUGUAAAGAUUCACAUUGAUUUUUAAAGUUUGGAACACAUUUUUUUUAAACUACCAUGCAGGCAUUAAGGGAACAAAUACAAUGUGUCAGUUCCUGGUCAAAAAUGCAGGGGUGUGGCUUAAAGCUAGAAUCAACCACGCCUGUAAAACAGUAUUUUUCAACCACUGUGCCGUGGUGCAUUAGUUUGUCGUGCUGCGGGGGAUAAUGUAAUUUCACCUAUUUGGGUUAAAAUAAUUGUUUGCCAACCAGUAAAUAUAAUCCGCAAAUUAUGUGCCGUUGUUGUGUGUCGGUGCUGCUAGAGCUCGGCAGCGUAACCGUGUAAUACUAUUCCAUAUCAGUAGGUGGCAGCCGGUAGGUAGUUAACUGCUUUGUAGAUGUCCGGAACACUUUGUGUGAGACGACAAGGGUUUGUCGUCGUAUCUAAUACUUACACCAAAAAUAAACAAAAGGUAAAUGCCCCUAAGAAAAGGCUUUGAAGCUUAGGGAAGGCUAUGCAGAACGAAACUAAAACCGAACUGGCGACAAAGUAAACAAAAACAGAAUGCUGGACGACAGCAAAGACUUACUGUGGAGCAAAGACGGCGUCCACAAUGUACAUUCGAACAUGACAUGACAAUCAAAUAUGUCCCCACAAAGAAGGAUAAAAACAAUUUAAAUAGUCUUGAACGCUAAAACAAAGCAUCCAUCCAUCUUCUUCCGCAAAGCAGAUGUGGGGAAUAGCGUUUAAGGAAGACAUGAAACUGCUCCAGGAAGAAAAAAGGAGAAAAAGCCACCAAAAUAGGAGCGCCAGACAAGAACUAAAACACUACACACAGGAAAACAGCAAAAAACUCAAAAUAAGUCACAAUGUAAUGUGACAAGUGGUGACUGUACACCUACUUUGAGACAAGAGCUAUACUGAUGCAUGCUUGGUUAUGGUUUUAAGUCAUAUCCAACAAUUGUGACGACGACUUUUUACUGACAACUCAAAUUUCAUUUUUUAAUGAUUUCUGCUGGUGGUGUUUCUCCGGAUUUUUUCAAUGAAAAAAUGUACCUCGGCUCAAAAAAGGUUGAAAAACUAGGGACAUGAUUUUUUGAGCACAGUCUUUUAUUUAAAAAUUUAAACCCACAGUAAAUCUAAGUCAUUAAUCGUCUGUUUCACCUUAAUCAUUGAAAUACUUUAAAUUACAACUUUAAAAAAAAAAAAUUCAAAAUGUUUUAAGCGGUAUUUUCAUAAAUUGAAAAUUAGGGGUCAGGAUUGAGGAGAGCUACUUCUUAAUAGAUAGUACCUUAUAAAUGAUGACUUUGUAUUUAUGUAUCUUAUCACUAUCUCAGUUCGUGCCCUGCGGUCAGCAACCCGCGGCUCAAGAUCGCCGCCCUGGUGUGUGAAAAUGUAAAAAGAUGGAGAAAAAAUAUUUUUGUUUUGUUUUAAUAUGGUUUCUUUAAGAGGACAAGCAUGACACAAACCUUUCUAAUUGUUAAUAAUCUCGCUGUUUAUCUUAUACAUGAUUCUCUGACGAGAGGAUUUGGCGAGCACAGUUUUGUCCUACAAAUUUCAGCGAUCCUUGAACUCAUCUUAGGUUGUUUACAUGUACAAAUUUCUCCGAUGCUGCCACAGAAAGACGGGUUUUUAUGCCACUCCUGCUUUGUCUCAUUUUGUCCACCAAACGUUUUAUACUGUGAGUGACCGCCGCCCUGGUGUGUGAAAAUGUAAAAAGGUGGAGAAAUUUUUUGUUUUGUUUGUUUUAAUACGGUUUCUGUAGGAGGAAAAGCAUGACAAAAACCUUUCUAAUUGUUAUUAAUCUCACUGUUUAUGUUAUACAUAAUUCUCUGACGAGAGGAUUUGGCGAGCACAGUUUUGUCCUACUAAAUUCAGCGAUCCUUGAACUCAUCUUAGUUUGUUUACAUGCACAAAUUUCUCCGAUGCCGCUACAGAAAGACGGGUUUUUAUGCCACUCCUGCUUUGUCUAAUUUUGUCCACCAAAUGUUUUAUAGUGUGAGUGAAUACGUAAAUGUGAGCUUUUGUUAAUUUUAUCGAUUUGCUCCAGUGCUUAUCAGGCAUAUUUGGUCAAUCCAUGACUGCAAGCUAAUCGAUGCUAACAUGCUAUUUAGGCUAGCUGUAAGUACAUAUUGCAUCAUUAUGCCUCGUUUGUAGGUAUAUUUGAGCACAUUUAAUUUCCUUUACUUAUGUCCUCUGUGUAUUUAAUCUGUAUUUGCAUGUCUCGUUACACAUUAUCUGUAUGUAAUAUUGGCUGCAUUUCUGAUUGUUGUUUGUGUGCCAUGUUGUUCCAGACCACAGCAAACGUUACCCAGCUUGCAAAU
This is a messenger RNA of Nerophis ophidion (straightnose pipefish), 8772 nucleotides long. It is a transcript of the gene dpysl2a, whose product is annotated as dihydropyrimidinase like 2a. Gene Ontology annotation, cellular component: cytosol; cytoplasm. Lineage: Eukaryota; Metazoa; Chordata; Actinopteri; Syngnathiformes; Syngnathidae. Gene Ontology annotation, molecular function: hydrolase activity, acting on carbon-nitrogen (but not peptide) bonds, in cyclic amides. Bases 280 to 2019 code for a protein of 579 amino acids. The record is from RefSeq and is a predicted model, not a curated record. The transcript has 14 exons.